UGAUUUUUCGAAUAGAGUUUUUAUUUCACUACCAAGAGUAAAAACUCACGCCAGAAUAACUUUAGCGUCGAUUCCUCUGAAUGGAAGGAAAAAAAAUCCACUCCUAACACCAUAUCCCAGCUGGGCGAUGAAUUUAGAAUCCAGUUGUGAUGCACUUCAAGACGUGAUGAGCAUGGAGAUAGACAGAGAGGGCAUAAUGUGGGUUAUAGAUGGUAGAAGAAUAUCUGCUGGUACAAAGUGUCCGGCAGAAAUCGUGCUUUUCGAUUUGAUGAACAACGACAAGAUUGUUCAGAAGCAUGAUGUUCCUGAUGAGUUAUGCCCACGAAAUAACGGCUGUUUCUUGAAUGAUAUCGUUGUUGAUGGAGAUUUUGCAUACUUUUCGGAUACAACCAAGUCAGAUCCAG
Leptinotarsa decemlineata (Colorado potato beetle) is the source of this 404-nucleotide messenger RNA. It is a transcript of the gene Y-2, whose product is annotated as yellow-2. NCBI's taxonomy places the organism in Eukaryota, Metazoa, Arthropoda, Insecta, Coleoptera, Chrysomelidae. Gene Ontology annotation, cellular component: extracellular region. The record is from RefSeq and is a predicted model, not a curated record.